AUGGAGUUCAAAUAUCGUGCCGUUGACAACGUCAAACCACCAACAACACUGCCUUCUCUUUCUCCAGCCACAUAUCUCCCCAAUGGAUCACUUCAAAUGGAAGGUGGUUUUUCUGGUUUCCGACCACCACUAACCGGCGAGGAGGCACUGCGGCGAGAACUUGAGAAGGAGGUAAUCCGCAGAGAAAUUUUGCGGAGGAUGGAAUUGGAGGAAGAAGUGAGGAGGGAACUUGCAAUAGAGAGACAAUUGGGGAUUUCAACGCAGAGGCCGCUGAAUAUUCAUGGACUACUGUCGCAAUGGUCAAAUUCAACACCGAUGAACCCUGUUGCUGCUGUUGGCCAUAUCGGUGCGUUGCAACCGCAAUUGAUUCUGCCUCCUACGCCAAUCAAUCCUUCUCCAGAGAUCAGCAACAAGGACAAAGUUAUAGUGUUGGAUAGACCAGAUCCGGAACUCUUUUAUGCAAAGCGAAAAACAACGACACUGGUUGAUUCGGAGACUGAGCCUUCUACAAUUGGUUUGAAGAAAAAACGGAAAGAGGAGUGGAGUUGUGCAUUGUGUGAAAUUAAAACCACAAGUGAGAGUGGCUUGAAAGCUCAUCUGAAUGGUAAGAAGCACAAGAUCAAGGAAGCCAGACAAAAUAAGAAGAUCUGCCAAAGCAACGUAACAAGUGAAAAAAUUGUGAAUUUGAAGGCUAUUGAAACAAGUCUGAUUGACACGAAAUUAGAGGGUGAUGUACAAAAAGAUCAACAUGAGCAACAUCCUCAACCUUGCAUGCCCUUAGAAGUAAUGGAUGCAACAAUUAUUGAUAAGGGUAUCCAAGAACCUAAACAAGAGGAGCAAUUGCUGGCAAAGAUGACCGAUUAUAGUGUAAGUGCAACAAAGUCCACAAAUGAGAAGGAGCUUGUGGAGGUUUGUAAUGAUGUAACAGAACCUCAAAAUGAGAAAAGCGAAUUUGUAGGCUGUUUAGCAAGUAAUAAAGAUGCUGCAACUGAGGAAGUGCAAAAGGAAGAUGCUGCAACUGAGGAAGUGGAAAAGAAAAGUGCACUAACAAAAAGAAAGAAGGAUGAAAUUUUAUGGUGUGAGAUUUGUGAUAUUAGCACUUUUUCAAAAGUUGUGAUGGAAGGUCAUAUUAAAGGGAAAAAACACAUGAAGAAAAUGAAAAUAUUUGAACAAAACAGUCAAUCCCCAUCCACAUCCUCUGUAGAGUCUGUAUCAACAAAAGCUCCUGAGCUGAUCAAAUAUACUCAACCAUAA
Messenger RNA from Vicia villosa (hairy vetch), 1254 nucleotides. RefSeq lists its product as uncharacterized. Gene Ontology annotation, molecular function: nucleic acid binding; zinc ion binding. Bases 1 to 1254 code for a protein of 417 amino acids. The transcript has 3 exons. Lineage: Eukaryota; Viridiplantae; Streptophyta; Magnoliopsida; Fabales; Fabaceae. The record is from RefSeq and is a predicted model, not a curated record.